Arachis stenosperma is the source of this 2260-nucleotide messenger RNA. RefSeq lists its product as uncharacterized. Gene Ontology annotation, molecular function: DNA binding. Gene Ontology annotation, cellular component: nucleus. The transcript has 17 exons. Lineage: Eukaryota; Viridiplantae; Streptophyta; Magnoliopsida; Fabales; Fabaceae. The record is from RefSeq and is a predicted model, not a curated record. The coding region runs from base 195 to 1994 and encodes 599 amino acids. Gene Ontology annotation, biological process: DNA replication; DNA repair; DNA recombination.
UUCUUCAUCACUCGGCGCCUAUCCUCCGUCGGAUUCUUCCUGCUCACGGUCGUCUUGUCGCCAUCGUCUCGGCGUCAUUGUCUCGAAGGUAUGAUCUUAUCAAGUGCAUCAAUGCUGGUCCAGCGCAUAAGGUGUGGAAACUCAAAGUACGUGUCAUUAGACUUUGGACCGUUUCUCAAUUUGCAAGAUCUGGGAUGAAGGCACCUAUUGAGAUGGUUGUCCUUGAUGAAGAGGGAGAUACAAUUCAAUGCACUGUAAAAGACAUAUUUGUUCCUAUCUUCGAGGGCUUACUCGCUGAGGGCAACGUGUACGUGGUCACUAAUUUUGGAGUUGCUUUGAAUACCAUCAAGUUCCAGCCUACUAGACACGAAUUUAGGAUCCAUUUCAAGAGGGACACGAUUGUGCGUCCGGUACAGGAUUCUUCAGUUCCAUUGAACGGAUUCAAUUUUGUUCCGUUCAAAACAAUUCAAUCAGAGUCUAAAGAAGAUGGUUAUUUAGUUGAUGUGAUAGGUCAGCUUACUUCUAAGGGGGUCAUGGGUGUAUCCAACACAAACUACAAUUCGAAACUGUUUAUCAAUGUUGAGUUUCCAGCUGCCAGGAAUUUCUUUACGAGGGUGAACAAAUUGGAUCCUGUUGACGGACAAGGCAUAAUGCCGCUGGUCUGUGAUCAACCUGUUUCAGAUGAGGAAGAUUUUUUGCGUCUAUCAAUCUACAAAACAAUUGCAGAGAUAAAGGAGCAUAAUCAGGAUGCUGUAUUUGUUACAGCCGGGACGAUUAAAGAAGUUGAGACUGAAUUUGGUUGGUGGUACAAAGGAUGUAAGAAGUGUCGUCGUGGCUUGAGGGAACAUGAGAAAAGAUAUUUCUGUCCCAAUUGCAUUAGAGACUACGGGUUCUAUGAGCCAAGGGAAAUUAUGGGAUACUCUUCUCAUCAUCCUUUUUUGGUUGACGUUGCUGGAGUUAUGGCCGGCGUAGAGAGUGAGAGGAAAUAUGUGAACGAUGGCAAACUUAUUAACAUGAUGGUCAUUCAUAUUGAGAAUGACGGUUUAAAGCUUAAUAUUGUUGUUCUUGGAGAGAUGGUGGACCAGAUCAAGAAUUUUCUGGCAUCGGGUGAUCAACAACUGCCAAUAGUUAUUUUUCAAUUUGCAAGAGUAAAAAAUACUGGAGGUACCAAUAUUGUGCAGAAUAUUAUGUAUGGUACUAGACUCUUGAUAAAUCCAGAUAUUCCUGAGGCUUUGAUGCUUCGAAAAAGAGAGAUCUCGCAGUACCUGUCUGUGGUUUCUGGAAAACCAGCAUAUCUUGAUGAAGAUGAAGUUUUAUAUUCCACUGGGAGGAAGACAAUAAAGGAGUUACGUGCUGUUGCGGAUGUUGGAUUCUAUGUUGUUCGGGCCACUGUUCUUGAUGUUGAACCCGUUCCAAGUUGGUGGUAUAAAUCAUGUGUUUGCAGCGUGAAGGCAGAAGCUAAUACGGAUGAAUACUUCUGCGAUGGCUGUAAUAGGGACGUGAAUAAUGUGGUUGACAGGUAUAAGUUGAAUUUGUUGGUUUUUGAUGGUACUGGUACAACGAACUUUGUUGUGUUCGAUAAGGAGGUCGCAGCACUAUUCGGACGAACCUGUACUGAGAUGGUGAAAGAGUUGAAUGAAAAAGGGAAAGCAAGCAAAGAUCCUACUGGUUUUAAUGAGUUUUUCUUUGAUAAGGAGUUUCUAUUCAAGGUAGAAUUAGAAACUACUGGAUGGUGCGAUUCUUAUGAUGUAUCGGUAAUACGUUCUGAUUCUACCAAUUUACCGAGGUGGAGGGACACUCAAGGCCCGGUAAAAUCUGGUGUACCCCUUGCUGAUCCUAUUAACCCUGUGCAUCCUCGAGGUGAAGAUGGAUGUUCUGUUUGUGAUGAGUCACCUGAUCCAAUCGUAGAAAAUUUGCCUGUUACUAAAAGACCUGUUGUGAGGCGUCUGUUGGAUGAGUUCAACAUGUCUGGUGCUCCUUCCAUUAAAAAGUAGUUGCUGUGAAACAUGAGGUUUUUCAUGUAAUGAAGAUAAAGGAUCAUGUUUUAAAGGUUUGGUGGAGUCUUGGCUAUGACUAUUGUUUAUUGAGAGAACAGAUACUAUUCAAAUUUUAAAAUAUUUUAAAUUAAAUAAUUGUUGUUUUGUUUUAUUUAAUUAUCUAUGUUUUUUUGGACAUGCUAAUGACACUGAAAGUACUUUCUUUUUAUUUUGAUACAAGUCGAACAUGACUCUAAUAUGUAAGUAGAUAAUUAUGGGUAUUG